Messenger RNA from Dracunculus medinensis (Guinea worm), 729 nucleotides. The record is from the annotation of a GenBank genome assembly. Lineage: Eukaryota; Metazoa; Nematoda; Chromadorea; Rhabditida; Dracunculidae.
AUGGAUGUGAACCAAGCAAUUGUUCAAGUUUAUCGUUCAAAUUCAAAUAAAGACGAUCCAUCGCUAACACAAAUUGGAUAUUCAGGAGCACAACUCGUUGGUCGUUCAUUGUCUAAUAAACAAUUAAAUAUUCAUACAAUUUAUACAUCACCGUCAUUGCGGUGCAUUCAGACUGCUAAAUCAAUUGUUUCAUCAUUAAAUACGAGAAGAUUACCAAGAAUUCGUAUCGAAUACGCAUUAUUUGAACCACUCGCAUUCGUCUCUAAAGUAACUUUUCAUGGAAUUUUCAAGGAUGACAAAGUACCAAAAUUUAUAACAAAAGAGGAAUUAACAAAUAACAAAUUUCAUUUCGAUGAAAAAUAUACUUCAGUUAUGAAUUAUGAAGAACUGAAGCAAAUGUUCGGCCAGGAAAAAACGAUAACAGAUUUUUAUAAACGAGUAGAGCAUGCAGUUAAUAGAAUUGUUGGUGGUAAGAGAAAACGAGGAGGUAUAAUAAUAAUUUCUCAUGCUCCAGUUCUCGAUUGCAUAUUCAGACUUUUAACAAAUCGGACUGAUUUACCAAAAACUGCGGGUGAUUUGCAAAGGCUUAUUCAUAAUUAUCCCCGAUGUUCAGUAACAACAUUACAAUUUUUUCCUGAGAAUUUACAAUGGGAGAAUCGCGCAGAUAUUGUACCUCCAUUAUCUUAUUGGCAUAUGACUACGAUGGUUAAUAUUCCCGAUUUUGAUUAA